UUAGUUCAGGGGGAGAGUUUCAAAAAUUAAACUGUCAGUUCAGUUACUGCAGUCCUGUUACAACAUGUUUGUAAAUAUUUUCCUUCAAGCACUGGUUUUAUUCAGAGAUGCAGGUUUUGACCUGUCAGGAUGAAGCUCCUAUUUCAUUUGCUUGCCCUUGCUCUCAUCAUAACUGCCACAUUUUGUGGAGUCAAGGACUUUGCUGAGCAUUUUGAAAGCCUUAAAGAUGCACAGCCACAAGAAAAUGGGACCUAUGAUAUGCCAAACUUAUCACCAGAGUUCCACAGAGAAAACACUAUCACUAAUGACUUGAUUCCUGAAGAAGAGGAGGAAGAGGACUAUCUAGACCUCGACAAGAUACUGGGUGAAGAUGACUAUAGUGACAUUAUUGAUGCUGGCCCAUACAUGGUUUCUGAAAUUCAGCAAGGAAAUAUUCUUGAACUAUUCCAAGGCAAAACCAGAAUCCAGCGUCUCAAUAUCCUCAAUGCAAACUUCGGCUUUGACCUUUACCGCAGUGUGGCAGACAAAGCCAACUCUUCAGAUAAUAUUCUCAUGGCUCCUGUUGGCAUUUCCACUGCAAUGGCUAUGAUUUCUCUGGGUCUCAAGGGUCAAACUCAGCAGGAAGUAUUAUCUGUUCUUGGCUUUCAAGAAUUCAUUAACGCCAGCACCAAAUAUGAGCUCAUGACUGUUCAUAAUCUCUUCCGCAAACUCACUCAUCGGCUAUUCAGGCGCAAUUUUGGUUAUACCCUGAGGUCGGUCAAUGAUCUUUACAUUCAAAAGGACUUUUCUAUUCUUAAUGAUUUCAGAAACAAUAUGAAAACAUACUACUUUGCUGAUGCCCAACCAGCUGAUUUUUCAGAUCCCAGCUUCAUAACUAAAACAAAUGAACGCAUCUUGAAGCUGACCAAAGGAUUAAUAAAGGAAGCUCUUGUGAAUGUAAACCCUACAACACUGAUGAUGAUUCUCAACUGUCUUUACUUCAAAGGAACUUGGGAGAAUAAGUUUCCAGUGGAAAUGACAAUGAAGAAAAGUUUCCGACUGAAUGAGAAGCAAACAAUAAAAGUUCCUAUGAUGCAGACUAAAGGGAACUUCCUUGCUGCUGCAGACCCUGAGCUAGAUUGCGGUGUGAUCCAGCUCCCAUUCGUCGGGAACAUCAGUAUGAUGAUUGUACUUCCACACAAACUCUCUGGCAUGAAAGCCCUAGAAAAGCAGAUAACACCUCAAGUGGUGGAAAAAUGGCAGAAGAGCAUGACAAACAGAACAAGAGAAGUGGUUCUGCCCAAAUUUAAGCUGGAGAAGAGUUAUAACUUGAUUGGUUAUCUGAGAUCCAUGGGAAUAGAAGAACUGUUCAAAGAAACAGGGGACUACUCUGGUAUAUCGGAUGAGAAAGUCACCAUUGACAGGUUCAAUCAUCAAGGCACAAUAACUGUGAAUGAAGAAGGCACAGAGGCUGGAGCAAUAACCAACGUCGGGUUCAUGCCUCUUUCUACUCAGAUUCGCUUUAUUGUCGACCGCCCUUUUUUGUUUCUGAUCUAUGAACAUCGUACCAGUUGCCUUCUGUUCAUGGGUAGAGUUGUCAACCCAGCCAAGUCUUAAAAGCAGAGAAGACCUCCAACAUGCAGUUAUACAUGGGCUGUAUCGUUACAAGUUAAUAUACCAGUAUCAUAAAGGAAAUUUUAUUGUCAUAUUAGCUAAUACAAAAGCCACUGGUAUCGAAAGAAAAUAUAUUAUCUACAGGUAGUUUCAUAUGAAUGGACUCAUAGCAGUAGAUAAUUUCACUGCAAUUUAAAAUGGUUAGUGCCAUGUAUUGAUACAAGUGUAUUAAAAAAAAUAAAUCGCAAAGUAACUUACACUUUGUGUUCUACUUCAGUGUAUAAAAUAUAAUCAAUAAAAUAUUUAGACUAUCUGGA
Messenger RNA from Tyto alba (common barn owl), 1910 nucleotides. RefSeq names its product serpin family D member 1 (gene SERPIND1). The coding region runs from base 130 to 1596 and encodes 488 amino acids. Lineage: Eukaryota; Metazoa; Chordata; Aves; Strigiformes; Tytonidae. The transcript is spliced from 5 exons. Gene Ontology annotation, molecular function: serine-type endopeptidase inhibitor activity. Gene Ontology annotation, biological process: negative regulation of endopeptidase activity; blood coagulation. The record is from RefSeq and is a predicted model, not a curated record.